Molecule: messenger RNA, 325 nt
Organism: Anneissia japonica
Lineage: Eukaryota; Metazoa; Echinodermata; Crinoidea; Comatulida; Comatulidae
Product: cleavage and polyadenylation specificity factor subunit 2-like
Exons: 3
Biological process (GO): mRNA 3'-end processing by stem-loop binding and cleavage
Cellular component (GO): mRNA cleavage and polyadenylation specificity factor complex
Molecular function (GO): RNA binding
Source: RefSeq, a predicted model, not a curated record
AAAUACUGUAAUACUUAUGCAUUCAGAUUAGAUGCGGAAUCAAGCAGCGACGAGAGUGGGGAUGAAUUGGAUAAUGACAUGAAAGGUCUUAGUAAAUCCAGCCAUGAUCUGAUGAUGAAGCCGGAGGGUGGGAAGAAAGGCACAAGUUUUUUUAAGCAUGCUCGGAAGUCUUAUCCUAUGUUCCCAUUCCAUGAGGAACGGAUCAAGUGGGAUGAAUAUGGAGAGCUUAUCCGACCAGAAGACUAUGCACUCGUAGAUGUCACAGGGACUGAAAAUGAUGAUAAAGAUGAUGAGGGUAAAAUGGAGGUUACCGAAAACUUUGAAG